GUCCUGGCUGUUAGCUGGAAAAGGCUGAAAAGAGUGCAAGGAACGACAGGUGCCGAGUCGCCCACGUGGUUAACUUAAGCAGCCGUAGACAAGAAGGACCAAGAGAAAGAGGACGAAGAGGAGCGCAAGGCCGACGACGAAGACGACCAAGACGUAGCCCCGCUUCCUCGUCGUGAAGUGGAAGUAUCUGGUUCCUCUUCUCUAUGCUCGCUCUAUACUCGCGCGCCCGGGUGCGAGUAUAGUCAGAUCAGAGGAUGAGUCGAGAAGAACUGGAAGAGGAGAAGGGCUACCCAUUCGGUAGCAAAUGCUGGUAACCCGUCGCAAGGUCAAGAUCAGUCGGUUAAUCCCAUCCAGUCAGCCGAGGGCCCUGCACCUUGCACAACGAACGACACGCUUGUUCUCUCGUUCGCUUAUCGAUACGUUAUUUUUUUACUUGACUUAUCACUUCGGAUUGAUUAUUCGCAUGGUUUUAUUAUCAUUGAGGUUAUUGUUCGUGAAAUUUGCUUAAUUCCGAGACUGAUGGGCUGUUUGGUCCAGUGUUGGUAAAUCGAUAGAAAUUUUUGUGAAAUUUCAGAGGAACGAGAUUCUCGGACGGAUUUAAUAAUUUUAUUUAAUAAUCCGAAGUAAUCACUGGUGAGCGGUGUAUUAAAAAUUAAAAUUGUAAAUUGUAUGAAUUUUUUUGUCACUGAUCAAUACUGUAGUAGACUCUUUGAGUGAUCAUAAUUUUUGUUCUUUUAACUGACGUACUGGUUGACUCGGUGUAAAUUUUAAUACAACAACGGAUUCACGGUGGAGGUAAAGUUAGGGAGUCUGUAGUGGCUCUUCAAAAUCUUCACUUUGAAGAGCCUCUCUCUGUUAUGGAAACUUGCGUCUUGAUACCUAAAGAAUUUUCCCUGGUACUGACAAACGACCAAUCCGCAUGCAAGAAUCUUUUUAAGAAUGAUACGGCCACCCUGGUAGCCGAUCUACGAGUAUCAGUAUGGUCCAACGUCUUCAUACCUUCAGGAACCCUUAUCUAUCCGUUUCAAGGUUCGAUCAGAUUCGACAAGAUAGAUCUCUACUCGCUGCUUGAUGACAAUGACAUCAGGCGCGAAUAUGGCUGCUACGACGAGGUAUCUUUUUCAAAUUACAAUCUAAACAAACGACAAUGUAAUUGGAUAAGAUUUCUACGUAUCGUACAAUCCUACAACGACCAAGUCAAUCUGAUAGGAACGAAAGUCAAAGGAGAGCCGAUAUUUGAAGUUAUAAAGGAUGUCCAACCUGACACAGAAUUAGUAGCAUGGUUUCUGCCAGCAUCCCAAGAAAAUUUUGUCUUUAUAUCCCAUGACGUAUGCUCGCGUUCAGCAAUCUACAGGUGCACCAUCGAUUCCAUUUUGAAUGAGUCGCCGCUGGACCUUUCCAUGGCUUUGCUCUCGGAUCAUUCGUCGACCUCGAACACAACUUCCUUCUACGAGGUAGACGAGUACGAGUCGACUUCGGAGGAAUCAUCGUCGUCCACCCUGUCCUUCGUGGGAGAUCAUUUAGACUGCAGCAUCCUCACGACGAUCAAAAGAGGAGAGAGAGUCCUACUACCGUGUGAAGUUUGCGGCAAAUCCUUCGACCGUCCAUCACUCCUCAAGCGGCAUAUGAGAACUCACACUGGAGAGAAGCCGCACGUCUGCAUGGUGUGCAACAAGGGUUUCUCAACCUCGAGCUCACUGAACACGCACAAGAGGAUACACAGCGGUGAAAAGCCACAUCAGUGUCUCGUAUGCGGAAAGAAGUUCACAGCCUCGUCUAACCUCUACUAUCAUCGAAUGACUCACAUAAAGGAAAAACCACACAAGUGUUCGCAAUGUUCUAAGUCCUUUCCCACACCUGGUGAUCUCAAGAGCCACAUGUAUGUUCACAAUGGAUUGUGGCCGUUCAGAUGUCACAUUUGCAGUCGAGGGUUCAGCAAGCCAACAAAUCUUAAGAAUCAUAUGCUGCUACACUUGGGUAGAUGCUCGAGCAAGAAAUUCAUUAAGUCCCUGCCUGAUUUGUGACUCCAUCAUUAACUUGGUAGACGCUGUUUACGAUAAGUACCUAUAAAUAUGCGUAUCUACUCUCUAAUGAAUUUUAUCUGGACGUCCAUAUCUAUUGCCAUUAAAAAAUCAUUUUCAUUUACCAUGGAAUAAUCGUUACUGAUCACCUCAAUGAACGUUUCAUUUGUUCAAGAUACUGAUGUUGAACAAAUAAAUUUAUUCUGAUCGAAGGAUGUGAUCUACAUUUUCUUUUAUGUCAAGAAGUGGUUCAUUAUAGAUAGAUUUUUAAUGAAGUGUAUAUCAAUUUAUCAAUGCCGAUCGAUACUUGGUAUGAAAAUAUUUUUGAUGAAAUAUUCGAAAAAUGAAACGAUGUGUUAUCGCACUACUAUUCGAACUGAUAGGUUAAUAGCAGCUGAAUAAUUUAUUUCAAAUAAACCCGCCAUCUUCUUAUGGUAACGCGACCAAUCAAAAUGGAUCUACCUCAGCCAUGCGCUGGUGGAUAUCGAUAUCGAGAUAAGGGAGACAAUUUUUACUAAUUACAUUCUAUCUAUAUUAUUCUCGAAAAUAGUGAGCGUUCUUUUCUUAAAGUUAAUGAUUUACGUGUAAUAUUGUUCGCAUGUGUGUCUAACUUUAGGGAAUGUUUGUGUGCUGCCAUAUUUUUCAUUUGUUUCAAUUAAAUAUCGUGUCUAUUUAUUGUUAAUGACACUACGCUAUGUACAAAGCAUGACCAAUAUUGUUCGUUGCCAUUACCGUUAAAGUUAAUAGAUAAAUGGCAUUCUAUUAAUAGCGAAUAAUCGCCAUUGACUAUUUAUAUAUUUUACAAUCCAAUAUAUUAUCAUAAUACGCCACGUACUCGGUGUUAUUAUAGUUUUGCCAAUAACCCGAUGUUAAUAAAAAUAUUAAACGAAA
Messenger RNA from Cephus cinctus (wheat stem sawfly), 2912 nucleotides. Its product is annotated as zinc finger protein 726. Lineage: Eukaryota; Metazoa; Arthropoda; Insecta; Hymenoptera; Cephidae. Gene Ontology annotation, cellular component: nucleus. The transcript has 6 exons. The coding region runs from base 858 to 2024 and encodes 388 amino acids. The record is from RefSeq and is a predicted model, not a curated record.